Pocillopora verrucosa is the source of this 4095-nucleotide messenger RNA. RefSeq names its product cytochrome P450 10-like. Gene Ontology annotation, cellular component: mitochondrial inner membrane. The record is from RefSeq and is a predicted model, not a curated record. Gene Ontology annotation, biological process: cellular response to peptide hormone stimulus; glucocorticoid biosynthetic process; cholesterol metabolic process. NCBI's taxonomy places the organism in Eukaryota, Metazoa, Cnidaria, Anthozoa, Scleractinia, Pocilloporidae. Gene Ontology annotation, molecular function: iron ion binding; oxidoreductase activity, acting on paired donors, with incorporation or reduction of molecular oxygen; heme binding.
CGGCUCCAUAGCUGCAUUUCGAAUGUUUUCAUGUCAAAAACAUAGUUGCAAAUCUAUCCUCCUUUCUGCUGCUAAGACUGCUUGUCGGACACUAUUAGUGAAAACCGGGUUUUAUUAUGUAUUCUUUGUCAAGAUUCGCUCUCCGCAGAAAUCUUCUCCCAUGUAUUGAAGUGUUAAAACCCUUCAAUUCACUUUUGAGAUUUCAGAAAACCGAGGCAGUCUCUGAUCGCAGCGGUGAUCAGGAAUCCGCAACUCAAGGUAAACCCUUCCAAGACAUCCCUGGUCGCCCCAAAAACUUCAAAUCUUUCGUAGAAUUUUACUGGAAAUCUGAGCGAUUUACCAAAGGAUACAAAAUGCUGGACGAAUUGUUUCGGACAUAUGGCCCUAUUUUUAAGGAGUUCGCUUUCUUGGGGACGUACUCCGUGCAUCUCAUUGAUCCUGUUGAUCAAGAAAAAGCUCUACGUGCCGAAGGAAAAUAUCCCACCAGAGUAAUGAUUGACUUUUGGCUGGAGCAUCGACAACGCAGGAAUUAUUUCCCUGGCAUUGUGCUCUUACAAGGAGAAGAGUGGUACAGAGUACGACACAGUGUAGCUCCAAAAAUAAUGCGUCCAAAGAUUAUGGAGGAAAAUAUUGAUAACUUUACUGCUGUAACAAAAGAUGCAAUUGCAAGGCUUGCCAAACUAAAGGAGGAAUGUGGACCUGACAGACACAUUCCAGACUUGGAGGAGGAACUUAGUAAAUGGGCUACAGAGAGUGUGGGAACACUUGCAUUUGAUUCCCGCCUAGGGCUCUAUGAAGAUCCUCCUAAAGAAGAAGCGAUGCGAUUCAUCACAGAGGUUCAUAACUUCUUCUCAAUCAGUCAUAAGUUGUUUUUUAGUGUAUCAAGGCGACUUGGUAAGAACUUCAGCAUUGAUACACCAUUACUAAAGAAAUUCUUCAAGACUGCUGAUACCCUUAUAGAAAUUGGGGAAGGUUUUGUGGAUAAGAAGAUGAAUGAAUUGAAAGAAAUGUCAGAUAAAGGAAUUGAUAACACUCAAGCUGUUCCACUGUUAACCUACCUGCUCACAAAAAAGGAACUGACUCCUCAAGAGGUUGUAGGUGUUCUUCUUGAUGUGGUUGGUGCAGGAGUUGAUACAACAGCAAAUACUACUUUGUGGAUGUUGUAUAAUUUGGGAAGAAAUCCACAUGUACAAGACAAACUCUAUCAGGAAGUGGAAAGUGUUGUUGGAAAAGAUGCAGAUGUUACCUCUCAGAGUCUAGCAAAACUUUCAUAUUUGAAGGCCUGUCUUAAAGAAACAAUGAGAUUACACCCAGUUAUUUCUGCCAACAGUCGAAUAUUGGAUGAGGAUAUUGAGUUACGUGGCUAUCAUGUGCCAGCUGGAACUUUCAUAGUUUUAGAAAAUUACUGUACUGCUCGCUCAGAAGAGUACUUUGAGGAUCCUUUAGAGUACAAACCAGAGCGCUGGCUGCGAGAACAGAGGGAAGAGGCUCACGCUUUUGCAAGUAUUCCAUUUGGAUUUGGACCUCGUAUGUGCCUUGGUCGUCGUUUGGCGGAAUUGGAAAUUUACCUGUUUGUUUGCAAGCUACUGCAGCGGUUUCAAAUUGAAUACAAUCAAGGUCCGUUGGAAAUGUACCAGAAGAUUCUUAUGGUUCCUGAUAAGCCGGUUAAGAUCAAACUAAUCGACCGCCGUUGACUCAUUUAAACCUUCCAUAUUACACAGUCAUAGUCACUCAGCAUCCCCUCCCCCUCUAUAAAGAACCGUGCUAACACUGAGUGAUGUCUUAAUGAAAGGCCAUAUCACCCGUAUUGACACCAUUGAAUUAGUUUUAUUGAUACAAAUGAUGCCAAAAAGUCAUGAAAAGCUGAACUCGGGAAUUCAUUGGCUGGACAUAUGUAUCAUGAUCCUAUUUACUUAUACCUGUACUUACUUAAAAUACUUUCCCAUUCUAAGCUUUAUUCUGUUUCAGAAGAUAUAAUCUCAACCGAAUUUCAUAAUUCAAAGUCCUUUAUCCAGCAUCCUUACACAUUCAGAUCUCAUUAUUCAUUCAAGAGACUAUCAAGUCAGCUGAACGGAAGUUAUUCCUUAACACAACAAGUUGUUAUUGCAGUUAGGUAAAUGUGUCUGAUUCUGAGUUACGCUUUUCACUUUACACGUUUUUUAAUUUUUUAACGUUUUAAAUAAUUACAAAUAUUAUAUUAAUUCGACUGUUGUGCAAGUAGCAUUCACUGAUAUAGAUUAAUUAGUUUUUUCUGAAUCAUUGCUCGAUAUGGAGAUAAAUUUCAGUAUUUUAUUGCUAGUUUUUUUAAGGUUUACAAUAACUAAAACUAUUUUGCUUGCGCUUAGUUCUAAUUUUUUAGUCUGCGCGCAUAUAUGAUACAAUGGAUUCGAGUGAGGGCAAGAGCUAGCGUAACAGUCAUAUUGCAGCCGCUUAAGGCGAACCAGAAACCAUUAUAUCAUUUCAAAAUGCAACUGAAGGACAAUAUGAAACGGUUGCGUGCAUAUGUAUGUAAGUGUCAUUGGAGUUAUAAAAUUUUAAUCAUAUAAUUACAUUAAGUAUAUUUUACACUACAGAAGUCAAAAGAUAAGGGACGUUUUAGUCAGGUUGCUUCCCUUUAUAGCCCGCUUAUUACCUAACAUUUUUUAAUUAUUCUAUUUCUAUCCAUAAACAUAUCCAAUUUGUACAGUGGUUCUCGGUGUCAUUCAAUCGUAAAAUGAAUAUCGUCUAAGGAAUGGAUAUUGUGAAAUCAAUCUCCGAACUCGGUUUAUUUGGUCAGUGUUCCACUCGACAUUUUUUCGCGUGGUGGAGGGGACUGGGUCGACAAUGGCAGCGCAGUCUUGCAGGUACUUCUCUGUGCACGUGAUUUCUAAGAAGUUGCAAAUAUUCCGUAAAUUUUCUGUAGUGUACGUCAUCACAUCAAUGCUUGCUACGUCAAGUACGCGGCCUGGAAAGUUUUUCUUGACUUCAAGACUUCCUCGAGCGAGUUCACCGUAACUUUUUAUACUUCCAUCAAGUACAUUUGAGAGGUUCACCUAAAUGAAGGAUUAAGAAAAAGUUAGUUGAGGAAUCUUUUGGUGGUGAGGUAUUCCCAAUUGUUUAUGAAGCCUUGACUGCGUAGUUGGGUGAGAUAAACUUUUCCUUCAAAGUUUCAAAUAGGUCUGAAACCUAACAGACCAAUAGAUAUAAUGUAAACGUGGGGAUGAAUCUUAAUACUAUUCUUUAUUUAUUUAUUUGUUAACUUCGCCACACGACAACAAUCCAAAUAAAUAGAUGGAAAAAAAAUGACAAAAAACGACAGAAAAAUGUCAGGGGCAUUGCAACAGCGCAGCCAAUAACAGCGGGCCCAGCGUAUACUGCGUAUUCUGACCUUAAGGUUAACUUGUCCCUUUUUUCUCUCUUGUGCUCUUCGUAGAGUCAUAGUUGCGAUGUUAUCAAAUGGAUUUCUCACAACGUGAAUGAACUUUAGUUGUACACCGAGUUUUUUCUCGAGGUCUCUCAACGCCUUUAUUCCCUCGGGUCCUCGCGCAAUUUUGGAUGCUCGAGCAGCUUUCUUAUCACCAACAACCUGCAUAGAACAAAUAGAAAACUAGGAAGCAGCGUUCUCAUUUUAUCCAGUAAAAUGUUUACAGGUACAUCUCAUUUGUAUUAAGCGUUAUCGAAUUAGUAAGUAAUUAGUAGAUUCCGUUUGGAAAGGGAUAAGGCCCAUUUACAAAUUGGUAAGCGAAGCGCAUGAUCUGAAAUCUAGCGAAUUUUGCUCUGGCGAAUACAGGAACCGAAAAAAUGUAACGGUAACACACACCUGUAAGCUAUGUUUGUAUCUGCCUUGCCAUUGGUCCUUGAUGUUAUAGUGAUAUUGUUUUGGUCUGUCACCCACCAAUCGCGAGCGCACUCCAAACAUGACGUCAUAACGAGAUUUUGCAUAAAGUAGCUCGUACAUGUAAUAUUUUGAUCUCUGAGACAACAGAGGGUUUUUUAUCCAUUCGCCCAAGAUGUUGUAGUCGUUGGCAACGAUAAUGUUUGGAUGAGCAUCUAACAGAGAAGCUAACAGGGUGUGUCUACUUCUGUUGUAACCAAUAAAAAGUAAGAAAAUUUUGA